AUGUUGGAUUUGACCAGGUGCAUUGUGGCAUUGAAGGAUCUACCCUCUUCAUAUGUCACACAGGAGGUGCCUGCCUUGUCCGCGGCCAUAGCCACUAUCCCAACUGCUGUCUACUGGACUGUUGAGAUGGUGUGGAUCCCAGUUGUGGAUCGGUCGGUGCAAUGGACUGACCCGAUGCAAAAGCAGUUUGAGAGAUUGCAAUCCACUAUGCCAUGGUACACGGUGCACCAACCUUCGUUGAUUGAUCGAGUGGUGAUUAGGUUCAUAAGGGAGAAGUGGCACUUCAGGAACGAGGCAAUCCUAGUGGUGCUGGACCCACAAGGUAAGGUUGUGAGCCCCAAUGCCAUCCACAUGAUGUGGAUAUGGGGAAGCAAUGCAUUCCCUUUUACUAGCGCGAGAGAGGAAGCUCUUUGGAGGAAAGAGACUUGGAAGAUUGAGUUGCUCGUGAAUGGUAUCGACCAAACAAUUCUCAAUUGGGUUAGAGAUGGAAAAUACAUAUUCUUGUAUGGAGGGGAUGACCUUGAGUGGAUACGAAGAUUCACAACCAGAGCAACAGCGGUUGCACGUGACGCGCGCAUCCUUCUGGAGAUGGUCUAUGUGGGAAACAGUAGCAAAAGGGAACAAGUUAGAAGAGUCAUUCAAACCGUCAACAAUGAUAAAAUGGGGGUUGCCUAGCAAGAGCCUAUGAUAUGGUUCUUCUGAACUCGGCUAGAAAGCAUGCUCUUCUCCAAGAUUCAACUUGGCAGGGUUGACGAUUACGACCCCAUGAUGCAAGAAAUCAAGAAACUACUUAGCUACGACAAGAGUGGAGGAUGGGCCGUGCUUUGCAGAGGAUCAGAAGUAGUGGUCAAUGGGCACGGGACCACGGUGUUGCCUACCUUGGUGGAGUACGAGGACAUAUGGAAAAUAAAUGUGCCCACCAAUGGGUUCGAUAAAUUGUUUAAGGAUCACCAUGACAAGCUUCACAGGAUUACGCACCCGUGUUGUCGAUUUGAGUUCCCGAGCGUGGCAGGAAGGAUCCCGGAGAGCGUGAAAUGCCCGGAGUGUCUCCGUGUCAUGGAGAAGCACAUCAUCUUCAUAUGCUGCCAUGAUAAGAGUGCUACCACCAACACCAACGUACUCUACUGAAAUAUGAUUCAACCAUGUUGAAUAAUGAUGGUAUGAAAAAUGCUUUGUGUGUAUUAUAUAUCUACUUUUUUGUUUUUUCUUCUUUCUUGUGUAAUAAGAUUUAAGUGUCAAAUGUAAUUGUCAAGGUCACUCAUGUGGGUGGGCCUUCAUAUAAUCGGUUGUCUAAUGUUGUUAAAUAAGAGAUACUUCCAUGUUU
This is a messenger RNA of Camellia sinensis, 1324 nucleotides long. Lineage: Eukaryota; Viridiplantae; Streptophyta; Magnoliopsida; Ericales; Theaceae. The record is from RefSeq and is a predicted model, not a curated record.